AGUCAACUUUCGGCCCACUGCUAGAGAUCUUUGGUAAGGGCACCAUGACCCUCCAUUGGGAGUCUGUCAUCUCGUUCAGACGCGAUGAGGCCCGAAACUCUGGAAAGCCAGGCCUUGAUCCCCGUUAUUUCACCAGAUGAUGCGCACCAGGAACUAGUGGGUAUCUCUAUGAAGCUGCUGAUGGGUAAGGUCCAUAAGGAUAUUGACGAAUUCGACGAAUGGAGCGUUGCCAUUGAAUCCCAGUCUUUCCUAGAUUAUGCAGGAUCGAACUGGUUCCUCCACACCCGAGAUACUCAAAGAAUCACAGGUGACACACGAAAAUACUACUCUAGUGGUUCCAAAAGCGAACAGAGUGCGCACAUCGCUGGAACGAGGAAAUAUACGCUUCUGAUUCGCAAGCCCUCGACUCUACCACACCUAUCCACAUUGCAGCCUGGACAGGAGCUGUGAGCAUGAUCAAAUUCGCCGUAGAGACGGGCUGCGGGUACAACAAUACAAUGGAGGAUGGGACUUCGCCACUGUCUAUACCAAGUAUGGGCACGAAGACGUAGUCACAUACCUCUUUUCUCGAGGAGCGGACCCGAAUUCGGUCGACCGAGACGGUGCUAACGCAAUUAAUCUAGCUGCUCGUCGGAAUCACC
Penicillium brasilianum is the source of this 641-nucleotide messenger RNA. NCBI's taxonomy places the organism in Eukaryota, Fungi, Ascomycota, Eurotiomycetes, Eurotiales, Aspergillaceae. The record is from the annotation of a GenBank genome assembly.